Messenger RNA from Paramecium pentaurelia, 1203 nucleotides. The record is from the annotation of a GenBank genome assembly. Lineage: Eukaryota; Ciliophora; Oligohymenophorea; Peniculida; Parameciidae.
AAUGCUAGAAUAUACUGGACAGACUAAAGCAAACUCAGAAGGAGUUCAUACAGUUGUAGACUCAGAUUUAGAAAGUUGGUAAAAGUAAUAAUUAGAAAUUCUAAUUUUAGAAGACCUAAAUCUGCUUCAUAAUAGGAUAAUAGAAAGCUAUUCGAAUUAACGAAACAUUGUUUUAAUGAAAAAAUACCAUAAGCAACUUGUGAUGAAAUUCCUGAAUUUGAUUCAUAUGAUGAUACUUUUUUACUAAGACCAUCUCUGUGUACAAAUAAAUCAAGCAAAUAAAGCUAUGAAAUUAUAAAGGAGGAAAAACAUUAAGAAAAAGAAUUAAUAACACCUUUAAACGAAGAAGACAAACAUUUAUUAAUGAGGAGUGAUUUGGAGUUAUGUAAAUUGUAAGGAAUUAAAAUGAAAAGUGGAGGAUUCUACAAAGGAUAUUGGUACAAAAGAAAACCAAAUGGUAUGGGGGAAUAUCUAUUUGCUGAUUCAAGUAGAUAUAUAGGAGAUGUAAAAAAGAUAAUAUAUAUAUAGUGGAAUAAUGGUUAUGCAAGUGGAAGGGGAGAGUAUUAUGAUACUGAUGGUGGACACUAUCAAGGAGAAUUUUAUUAAAAUUGCAUGCACGGAACAGGAGUUUAUAAAUAUGCAGAUGGAACAAUCUAUAAUGGUAUGAUCAAUACUUAUCAUUAAGGUUAAUGGAUGAACGAUAAAUAUCAUGGAUUUGGUAUUGAAAUAAAAAAUGACAGCCAGUAUAAGGGUAAAAAUAAAUUAUAAAUUAGGCAAGUUCCAGAAUGGUUUAAAACAUGGUUAAGGAACUUUAGUAUUUUCCAAUUAGGAACAAUAUGAAGGUUAAUUUAUAAAUGAUUUAUUUGAAGGGAAAGGGAUUUUUGUAAAAAUUCUAUUUUUAUCUUUAGCUUUGGCCAGAUGGAAGAAGAUAUGAAGGAGAUUGGAAAAAAGGAAUGAUGCAUGGAUAAGGAAUGUUACAAUGGCCAGAUGGUAAUGUACCGUUUCUAAAUAGGUCGUAUCUAUGUAGGAUAAUAUGUUAAUGACAAGAGAUAAGGAUUUGGAACAUUUCAAUUUGCAGAUGGUCGUAAAUAUGCAGGUUAGUGGAUGAAUGGAUUAUAACAUGGAUCAGGAGAAUUUACUGAACAUCAUGGUUAAAUUACGAAAGGAGUUUGGAGAGAUGGCAAAUUGUUUUCACUUUUUUGA